This is a messenger RNA of Cladophialophora psammophila CBS 110553, 780 nucleotides long. RefSeq lists its product as uncharacterized. Gene Ontology annotation, molecular function: dihydroneopterin aldolase activity. Gene Ontology annotation, biological process: folic acid-containing compound metabolic process. Bases 1 to 780 code for a protein of 259 amino acids. Gene Ontology annotation, cellular component: cytoplasm. Lineage: Eukaryota; Fungi; Ascomycota; Eurotiomycetes; Chaetothyriales; Herpotrichiellaceae. The transcript has a single exon. The record is from RefSeq and is a predicted model, not a curated record.
AUGGACAAAGUCAUUCUCAAGAAUAUGCGCUUCGACAUCCCUGUCGGCCUCGAUGCCUGGCGCCGAUUCCGCAAACCCCAACCCGUCUCGAUCACUAUAGAGGCCCAACCGACUUCGAGCCUCGAGCCGGCUGCGUCCAAGGACGACGUCAAUCUCUCCCUGGACUAUGGCAAGUUGUACAAAAAGAUCCUAGCCGCCUUCAAGGACGCCGAUCCCGAGGCCUUUCCCACCAUCUAUGCCCUGAUCGCUCUGCUCUCGGACAUGGUACCAAACUGUGGUCUGCUCGCUAUCGACAUUUCACUUCCCAAGGCUCUCCUGCAGGCAAGGGGUGGCGUGCUCUAUCAAUAUCAGGUCGACAAGUCGGUGCUGGAAACCGACACAUCUUCCCUAACUGUGACAGUCAAACAGAUUGCCUGCACCUGCAUCAUCGGAGUCAAUCCCCAAGAGCGCAUCUACAAGCAGACGUUGUUGAUCGACAUCAGUGUACCCAUCGCGGACCCUGCUUUGGGAGUUGGUGCGCUGGAAGAACACUACACCGCGGCUCUGCAUGACAUGGUUCAAACAGUAUGUGAACGAGUCGCAGGCUCUGCAUACCACACGAUCGAAUCACUCGCAACUGCCGUGGCCCAGAUUGUGACGGUAAACUACGGACACACCGUUGCCAAAGUUCGUAUUGAAAAGCCCAACGCCAUUGCUCCCAUUGAAGCCGCCGCAGUGGAAAUCACCCGCAGCAAAACAUUCUUCGAAAGCAGGGACUUCUGGAAGGUCAAGCUCCCGUAG